AUGUCCUCUUUGGCUGAUACGCUCGCGACAUUAAACGGCGUGGUUUCCAAUGCGCUUUCCCUCAUCGACCAGGUUGAAGCUGUCGUAGCCAACAUCGCCCAAGGCCCUUCAAGGGUUGACGCCUCCCUACCAACUGAGAGCCAACAGGGCUUAUCCAAUGCCUCCCUUGACGCGCUAUCCCUUGCGCACGACUCAGCAGCCUUGAUCAAGGCGCAUGCCACCAAAAUUUCCCUGUUCAUUAUCAACGAGCCUUUUACCCCGACAGCCAUCGUUAAGGUUCUCCGAGAGCUUACAGCAGGGCCUGUGGCCGGCUUGGCCUCCUCAGUCCAGCUUUGUACGGCGGAGAGAUAUACCCGGGAAAUUCAGCAGGAUUUGGCCUGGCAGAGUGGGCGUGUGCUUCGCGAGCUAAAAAAACUUCUCUCCAGGGUCCCAAAGGACGGCAAGGUUCUCUCCAACGACAAGAAAAACGCCUCCGCUGGUGCAGCAGCGGGUAGAGGAAGUAUAGCAACUACCGGCGUUCUCUGGGCCGCUUGCGAUGACCUUAUCACUGUUGCCUCGCGCGGGUUCGCUGGCAAUCUUGUGCACAAGGUUGAGCAGUUGAAAGACACGCUCAAAGAUGUUAUCGAGGAGCUGAAGGAGUGGGGGGAGGAGACCGGUGGUGAUGAAUCCGAGAAUGGGGAUAGCAAUGACGAAGAUGGGGAGGUUGACGAAAUUACCCAAAGCAUGGAAUCCGCAGGGAUAUCGACAACUCAGACUACUCAGGAUAUGCUGGAUGAGCUCAUGAAUUCGCAUCAAUACAUCCCCCGCGACGAUCCAGACAAGAUCCGCGAGCGUCUCGAGUCUUGCCUCAGGAGGCUCCGUCUUACGGCUCUACUUUACCAGGCCACUGUGAAGCGUAGACUUAAGUCUCUCCCACAACAACCGCCAAGUCCCGCCUCGCCCAUCGCUGCCCGCCUUGACGAGAUCUUUCCUUUGCUUAAAAGGAUACCCGAGAGGUGCGAGAACCUGGCUAUGGCAUUCUAUGACCUGGAACCUCUGGAAAUCGAUCGCCUGAUGGACCAGUGUUUCUUCGACGCAUUUGCUGUGUCCGAGCUGCUCGUCAAGUCAUGGAAUGGCCAGAAGGACGAGUUCACCGAUUGGGCCCUCAAGUUCCAGGUCGAAAUCAAGAAGAGUUAG
Lasiosphaeria miniovina is the source of this 1176-nucleotide messenger RNA. RefSeq lists its product as uncharacterized. The coding region runs from base 1 to 1176 and encodes 391 amino acids. Gene Ontology annotation, biological process: regulation of cell cycle. The record is from RefSeq and is a predicted model, not a curated record. The transcript has a single exon. NCBI's taxonomy places the organism in Eukaryota, Fungi, Ascomycota, Sordariomycetes, Sordariales, Lasiosphaeriaceae. Gene Ontology annotation, cellular component: nucleus.